Messenger RNA from Rotaria socialis, 1026 nucleotides. The record is from the annotation of a GenBank genome assembly. Lineage: Eukaryota; Metazoa; Rotifera; Eurotatoria; Philodinida; Philodinidae.
AUGUCAUUGACAAGUGUUUUCUCAAUAAUAUUUAUAUCGUGCUUGUGCUAUAAUAUUCAUCUAGUACAAACGCGACGUGCAAAGCAUGGCGUGCGUGAAAUCAGUGCUAAACAAUACCAGUGUUUUUCAAUAUCAGAGAAUUCCAAUGACUUUCGUAAUAGUUUACUUCGGCCUUUAUUAAUUCAAAGGGUGUCUGGUACAUCAGGAAAUGCACAAGCUAGACAAUUUAUUUUAUCAAAAUUACGAUCACUUAAUAUGUGGGAUAUUGAACUUGACACAUUUGACGAGAGGACACCAGAUGGGAAUGUUGAAUUCACGAAUAUAAUAGCUACACUUGAUCCACGAGCAACUCGUCGUCUUGUUCUUGCUUGUCAUUAUGAUUCAAAAAAACUGCCAAAUUUUGUUGGUGCUACAGAUAGUGCAGUGCCUUGCGCUAUGUUACUUGAUAUAGCAAUUAGUCUUCAAAACCAAUUAAAUCAGAUAAAACAAAAUAGAGGAAAUCCAACGUUACAAUUGAUAUUUUUUGAUGGCGAAGAAGCUGUUCGAGAUUGGACGAAGUCCGAUUCACUCUAUGGAUCAAGACAUUUAGCAAAUAAAAUGCGUUCUACAAAUGUUCCAGGACAACAAAAUCUAAAUCAAAUUGAUGCAAUGGAUAUGUUCAUUUUACUUGAUUUAAUCGGCGAUAAAAGUGUACAGUUUCAAAAUUUCUUUGAUCGAACGACAGGAAAAUAUUACAGUCGAUUACGAGAUAUUGAAAGUGGACUUUUUCGUUCUUACAAUAACAAUGCAUAUAAACGAACAGUAUUUUCAGCGGGCGUCAGCGGUAGCUUUAUUGAAGAUGAUCACGUACCAUUUUUACAUUUAGAUGUUCCAAUUCUUCAUUUAAUUUCUGUGCCAUUCCCAAGCACAUGGCAUAGAGAUACCGACAAUGAAGAGAAUCUCGACUUUCCAUCAAUUACCCACCUUCGGAAUGUAAUGAAAAUAUUUGUUAUUGAAUAUCUUCACUUAGAUCCUCAAAUAUGUUAA